AUGUUCUCUGUGAAAUUACUGCUGUUGUUGAGUGUAUCGGCUGUGUCCUUGGGCCAGCGUCUCUCUGACGGCGAAAGCUCAAGAAGUGCAGGUGGUUACGGUAUCUACCGUCCCGGGUAUAAUAAUUACCCCGGAUACGGUGGUUACCCCGGCAACAAUUACCCCGGAUAUGGAGGUUACCCCGGUCAAUAUCCAGGCGGUUAUAACGGAUAUCCGGGAGGAUACGGCGGCUCUGGACAGGGAUAUCCCGGUUAUGGUGGAGGAUAUAACGGUUAUCCGGGUUAUGGUGGAUACGGACAAGGAUAUCCGGGUUACGGAGGUUACCGUCCUAACAGACCCGGUUAUCCGGGUUUUUCUGGUUACUCCGGCUAUCAACCCGGUUACAACAGACCCGGUUAUCCGGGCAGCAUUUUCGGCGGCUUCGGCGAUAGUUUCGGUGAUUUCUCACUAGGACGCAGAGCGGGCGAAGUGAAAAGGAAUAGCGGAUCACAAUCAUAG
This is a messenger RNA of Danaus chrysippus (African queen), 498 nucleotides long. NCBI's taxonomy places the organism in Eukaryota, Metazoa, Arthropoda, Insecta, Lepidoptera, Nymphalidae. The record is from the annotation of a GenBank genome assembly.